Trichomonas vaginalis G3 is the source of this 982-nucleotide messenger RNA. Its product is annotated as kinase-related family. The transcript has a single exon. NCBI's taxonomy places the organism in Eukaryota, Parabasalia, Trichomonadida, Trichomonadidae. The record is from RefSeq and is a predicted model, not a curated record. The annotation marks the transcript as partial.
AUGGAACAAGAUGUUGUAAAUUUGAAAAACCAUACUACUCAAUAUAAAGUACUGAAAGAUGAAGAGAUAAAACAAAAAGCCCUGAAGACAUAUAUGGAUAGCGAUGAGUAUAAAAAAGAAGUUGAAGCAAAUGUAAAGGCAGAAAAACUUUUACAGUUGCAAAACCAAACCGUACAGUAUGAAAACUUAGCACAAGAAAGUAAAAAUAACGACGCGGCUAUGCAAAAGGCAAUGAAAAGUGCAGAAUAUAUAAAAGCUAAUAAUGACUGGUUAGAUGCCCAAGCCAACGCUAAAGCAGCCCAACUCAUAGGGUCAAUAAGGACAAAAAUACAAGCGGAUGAAGACAGUUCAAAUGAAGCUUUAACAAAUGCUGACUUUAAGAACGCCUUCGAAGCUCUUCAUAGUAAGGUGAAACAAGUGAACGACUUCUCAUCUGGAAAGAAACUGAAGUCUGAAGGUUUCGACAAAGAGUUAAAAGAAGUAGCACAAAAUAUGACGAAAAUAACAGAUGCAGCAACGAGACAGGCAGUUCAAAGUGCCUAUGACGCCGUUAGAGCAACUGUUGUGAAAAGUCAAGAAAAAGAGUUACAACAGACCAAAACAGACCUAGUAAAUGCUUUCUUAAGAACGAAAAGUCAGGUAGGACAUUACGCUGCAGAUGGAACAUAUGUGCCAGCUGGUGGAACUUAUAUACCAGCUGUUGGAAUUUAUAUACCACCAAACCCUCCAAGAGAAGCACCUGCACCAGGACUACCUAAAACAUUUACAUCGUCACAUGGACACAGACACAGGCAUGCACCAAAACCAACACAACAACCAACAGUUCAAAAUCCAGCACAACAACAACAACAACCAACACAACAACCAGCACAACAACCAACACAACAACCAACAGUUCAAAACCCUGCACAACAACAACCACAACCAACAGUUCAAAACCCUGCACAACAACAACCACAAACAGAGCAAGGACAUAAAAGAA